GAUUUCAGCUGCAUUCUCACGGCAAAUAAAGUAAAAACUUAUUUCAUAAAUUUUUUUAAUUUUUAGUGUGAGUGAGCAAGUGAGCUACCGAGUGUAAUGGUUUUAGUAGGUGAGAUAGAGUUUUUUAGAAAUUGCGUUUCCGAAAAGGGAACGUCUCUCACAGUCUAGUCCGUAAUAGGAACGUGUGAAGUGAUAAGAGCACCGCAAUGUUGUCGCUUCAGAAUUAUAAUUAGAUUAAUAUUCAAUACAAAAGUAAUUGGCUCGGGUGGUAUCGCCGGCAAAUGUUUUACCAAAAGCGUUUAAAGAGUAUGUAAAAAAUUAAAAAUUCAUUAAGGAAGAGGCUCAUAUUCUCUCUGUUGCCAAUUUGCCAUACAUGUUUCGUAGAAUUCGCAAGGUAAAUAUUUGGCAACAGCGUUGAUUGAAAAAUGCUUCCUGGAAGCGAAUAAGAUGUGUUUUUCUCAGUUUCUCGCGUUUCUCGUAUCGUAAUUGACAUGGUGCCCUCAUUUUAUCCGCUUCUGGAGGUGUGCGCUGAAAACCUUGAAAAAAGGUUUUGAAGUUUCGGAAUUUGCGGAUUAAUUCGAGUAGCGUGGUACUCUAUGAGUGCCGUGCAAAAUAUCGGGAGGAAACGUGUCCACAUUGUGUUUACUCUUUUCCUUCUUCUGCUGCACACUUAGUCACUUAACCCUACAAUGGUCUCGUGAAGAAUAAUUCCUCGCGGAUGUGAUUGUUUUUGUGCAUCUCAUGGUCAAUGGUUUUGAAUUAUUGUAGCAAUAAAGUUACUUUUGUGAUUUUUAACUCUUGGAAUCUCUAUUCACAGCUAGUCAAUCGGUACUUAGUCAAAGAGUUCAAAUGUGUUAAUUUCAACAACACCUUUUCAGGUUAUGGUGUGAGAAUGUCUUCGAAAAAAGUUUUUGGACACAGGAAAUUCUACGCUUUGCCAGAGGAAUACGCUUCCAAACAUGUGAAUUUUAAACCAGGUUCUUUGUCAAAGAAAGAAGAUCCAUCAAAGUUAGUGAAAUAUAUUGAUGAAAAUGUCAUUGGAAACAAUAUUACUUUCCUUGGACCUUUUGGCCGUCGUAGAGUCGUUUACUGUGAUUACACCGCCUCAGGUCGAUCGCUUCAAUUCAUCGAGGAUUACAUUUUAAAGGAAGUCCUCCCAGCCUACGGGAACACCCACACAACCACUACUCUCACCUCUCUUCAAACCACCUUAUUUAGGCAUGAAUCGCGGGAUAUUUUUCGCAAUGCUGUCCACGCGACAGAGGACGAUGUGGUAAUCUUCGCGGGCAACGGCACCACCGGAGCUGUCCAUAAACUAAUCCAUGCUCUGGACCUCAUCGAGCCUCCUGUCGUCUUCGUAGGACCCUGUGAACAUCACUCCAAUCUACUUCCAUGGAGGGAAAUCGGCGCCAAAAUCAUCAGAAUCUCAGAGACGAAGGAAGGUUUCCUAGACUUGGUGGAUUUGGAAAACCAGUUACAGCUUCAUUCAACAAUGGAGUCACCUGACACAAAAUUAAUUGGUUGCUUCACAGCUGCAUCAAAUAUCACGGGUAUAGUUGCUGACGAUAUAGCAACAACUCUUUUGCUCCACCAGUAUGGAGCUUUGGCAUUUUGGGACUUCGCCACCGCUGCACCGUAUGUUCAAAUGGACAUGAAUCCUCUUUUUCCAUCUCUAAAUGAAGGAGCUGUUCAUAAAGAUGCAAUUUAUUUUUCCGGGCAUAAAUUUGUUGGAGGAGUACAAACACCUGGUAUUUUGAUAGCCAAGAAAUCGCUGUUUCAAAAUCCAAUUCCAGAAGGUUGUGGUGGGGGUACUGUGUUUUUUGUAAUGCGGAAUGGUCAUCGUUACUUGCAGGACACAGAGCUACGUGAAGAAGGAGGAACAGGAGCCAUAGUUGAAUCCAUUCGUGCAGGCUUAGCAAUGCAACUCAAAUUGGCGGUUGGUGUUUCAAACAUAAUGACUUACGAAGAAAAAAUAGUGAAAACCUUUCUAUCUCAUGUCCGAACCAUACCAGAAAUAUUGUUACUAGGUAAUACAUCUCACGGAGUAAAAAGACUACCUAUCUUCUCAUUCCUCGUGCGGCAUCCUCGGGGGACUUUUCUUCAUCACAACUUCAUUUGUUCCGUUCUCAACGAUGUUUUUGGCAUUCAAGCUCGUGGCGGCUGCGCCUGUGCAGGGCCUUAUGCUCAAGAUCUAAUGGGUAUUGAUGAAGAUCUUGCUAUGCAGUAUGAGCAAGUUUUAUUGGAAGAUAGUCGACUAGACAGACAUCAUUUAAGACGCCAUGAGGAACAUUCCUCUUAUGAAAUGCUGAGACCUGGUUUCACAAGAAUCUCCAUACCUUUUUUUAUGUCUGACUCUGAACUGAAUUUUGUCCUGGAGGCAUUGAAAAUGGUAGCCACCGAAGGCUGGAAAUUGUUACCUCAGUACUUAUUGAAUCCUGAAACUGGCGAAUGGAGGCAUCAUACUAAUGUUGUAUUCAAGGACAGAAAAUGGCUGGGCUCCAUUCGCUACACUGAUGGGAAAAUGACUGUCAACGAAAGGAAAAUGUCUGGUCAAAUCCCUUGUCCUAAAGAUUAUAAUGAGUGUUUACAGACUGCUCGUAAUUUAUUUAAUAAAGCUAGAAAGAUGGCUCAGCGAUUCCCACUGGCAGAUCAAACUGUGAUGUUCAAUGAAAUGGCCGAAUCAUUGCGUUGGUUUAUGCUUCCCAGUGAGGCUCAAGAUCUCCUUCUGGGCAAUUGUCUAAGUGUGAAAACUAAUGUUCCUUUUGACCCUUGCAAUUACCAAGGAUCUCGAGGUAGUAUUGCCGAUCUGCCACAAUUCGUCCAUGACAGAGAUGUCUUUUCAAGGCAUCACAGCUUAUCUGCAUUGGAUACAUCUUCUCAGAGAGACUCUCAUUCACCUCAUCAAGACCCAUCCAACUUGCACAGUUACUCUAUGUACUCAACAUUGUCACCGCGAGGUCUUUAUCAGAGAGGAAGAGAGCGCUGUUACAGCUUGGGCUCAACUCCACCACCUCUACCGCUACAUCCCAGAUUAUCACUCGGCAUAUCAAGGAAUAGGCAGUGCAGCAUAGGAAGUCAAACUGAACUGAAUUCAUUGAGUGAUAGUGAAAAUAGAGACGAUCAAGAUGCAAGAUGUUCUGAUACUGCCUCUCCUCCUGUAAUCAUCAAUAAUCAAGCUCAUUUACAGGCUUAUGUGAAAGAAGUAACAGAAGAACUUGCAACGGAAAUCAAGUCUGAACUGAGGGAAGUAAUUGCAACGGUAGAUAGUGCCUUAUCGGAAAGCUCAGAAAGUUUAUCAGAAUAUAAUUACUUAGACCGAAGGCAAAGUCAAUUACCGCAAAUGAAGCAGAACAUGAACGGAACAGGGGCCUUUUUCCCUCGCAACAAUUCAGUUCCGGUUAUUGUUACCUCUUCUUUUGAUACGGCAACAGCACCUCAUUCAGCGCCUUUGAUCAAGCAUGGUUCCAUUCCAUCUUCUUAUACUUCACACAAUAAUGUGUACCUACCUGAGUAUUCAUAUUCACAACCCAACAGUUUUGCACCACUCUGUACUUCUGAAACUAAUGAUGGUGCCUCUCCCACCACUGAUGUCACGGAACAUGUAGCUGAGUAUUUAGCUGAACUGACGACAGAGAUGGUUUCUGAGAUGAAGUCAGAAUUUAGAGAAAUGGUUAGCGCGGUUGAUGAGAUCAUUUCUCCAAAUGUUGAGCGUUCCUCAUUAACAUCUUUGAGCACAGAUGACAUGAGUGACUCUGAAACAACAAAGAAAUCCGAAGGCUGUCGUCGCAUAUUAAAUUCUUCUUGUGAGUUCCGUAAAAAGCCUUUGCUUAAAAGUGGAGAGGUCACAAACAAUACAAGUUCUCAAGACAGCGGUAUUAAUGGUAGUUGUUCGGAUAAAGAGGCAAACAGUCUGGACAAGCAGGAGUCAGAUACAGACAAAAUGAGCUCUGAAUCAACCCUAGAAUGUUUUUAUCAGUCAGACAAUGAUCCUUGUCGCAAGAAGUCAGUUAUCGAGGUCGAAAAACCUCGAUGGCAUUGCCCGCCUAGAAAUAUCUGGAAACCCACUACUGAUGCAAUUCUAGACUUUGACAUGAUUAAAGAUGGAGACCGCGUAAUGGUCUGUCUAUCGGGCGGUAAGGACUCCUUAUCAUUACUUCAUACUCUUCAUCAGUUUCAGUACUAUGCAAAGAGUAAAGGAAUCAGUUUCAAAUUGGGUGCUGCUACUGUCGAUCCAGGAAGUUCGGCGUACAACCCGCAGCCACUGAUACCCUAUCUAAAGCUCUUAGGAGUUCAUUAUUUGUAUGAAAAACAGCCCAUCUUAGAGCAAGCAGCAAGUGUUAACUGUAGCUCAAUUUGUAGUUUUUGUAGUCGUAUGAAACGGGGCCGCUUGUAUGCAGCUGCUCGAAACAACAAUUAUAAUGUUCUUGCUCUUGGACAGCACCUGGAUGAUUUAGCUGAAAGUUUCCUAAUGUCAACUUUCCAUAAUGGAAGAUUAAGAACCAUGAAGGCUCAUUAUUACAUUAAAGAAAAAGAUUUACGAGUGAUUCGACCUUUCAUUUACGUACGGGAGAGAAACCUGCGGCAGUUUGCUGAAAGCCGUAAAUUGCCUGUCAUUCCAGAGAAUUGCCCUGCAUGCUUUGAGGCACCAAAAGAGCGGCACCGAACAAAGCAGUUAUUGGCACAGCAAGAGAUUCUGUUUCCAAAAUUGUUCACGUCAAUACGAUCAGCUCUGCUACCUCUUAUUUCCUUCCAUCAUACUGGUGAAGAAAGUAAAACGUACAAUGAGUUUAAGAGUACGAGUAAGAAGAGAAAAGAAGCUUUUAUUAGAAAAGUACCAGUGGAGUCCGAGAGCGACACGGAUGAAGAUAGCCCUGUUGCUUGCCAAAUCCAAGGAUCUGAAAUGAAGAGUUGAGCCUCUGUAUUAUACUCGUUAUUUUAACCUUUUGCGUGCAGAACCACCUCGCUCUCUUAGUUUCCCUUCAUUUUCAAUUCCAAAAAUCAUGAACCUUUGUGCUUCUCAUUUAGAUCUAUGUUCCUACCAAUUAAAUGAACUUUAUCAACCAGGAGUUGCUGAGUAACUCCUCUCCUAUGUAAAAACUUUCCUUUCAACCCUUUACAAGUCUCAACUUGAAUCUUGUAACUUUCAACUUUAACUGAAAGCUCAAAAAUAGUUCAUGUUGUCGAACCUUUUUUUCUAUGAAAGAAGACUGUAAUCAAUUCGAUAUGGUGAUAAAUUCUAUAGGGCCGAUGAAUGGUUCUCUUUAGGAUCAUCACCGUUAGUUGUUUGAAAUAAAGUAUUGUUGUUGUGUAGAUUGAAAUUUACGCAACUGUGUAGGUUCAUUCUUGUGAUAAUUUUUGUAAUUUUAGUUUUAUAUCUAGUGAUUUAUUUUUGUGAUGUACUUUAGGUGUUUACGAAUCAAAAUUAGGUAACAAUCUUUGACAUCUAUUUGUUUUAGUCAAACAGGCUUUGAAGUUGACUUAUGUUUAAAUUUUAAUUUUAAUAUUUUCUUUAUGACUUAAAUUCCUUGUUCGUUGACACUCAUCAAGAUUGGUGAUGAAGGGUGAUCCAUGAGUCAACAAACAUGAUCUACUCUGACUUUGUGGAUUAGGAGGUAAUGAAGUGAGGUGCAAAUCUGCUGACAUUUGUCUUUAGAAGAUAUCACCGACUUAUACAACAACAGAUUUUAUUUGCCUGGAAAAUUUUUGCAAGUAUUCUUUCUGUGAAGGAAGCUUCUCUACCCCAAGUAAACAUUGAACUGUCCCUGUGCAAGGGUGUAAGACGUGACAGGCAGAAAUUUAGCUACGCAAAAGGUUCAAAAAAGUUGAUGAGGUGAAAUUCCAGCAAGAGGAUAAAAAUUAGCCAUUAAGAUUUAUGAGUUUUGGAAAUUAAACCCAAAAAAUCUAAUUGUGUGCGAUGAUUUCUUGACAGAUUUGGUCAAAUGUAUGACACAAUCACUCAUAUCAAUGGUGAAUUGUUGAGCAAGUGAACAUUUUUGAGAGCUCCAAGCUGAAAGCUGCAGAACUUUUGACGGCAAAAUUUUCUUGUAGAAGUGAAAGCAAUUGAGUCAAAUGAAUGAAAAGAUUUCUUGUAAAAUUGAGUUGUUGAGCUAAAAGUGGUUCAGCUUUUAAAAUCACAAAGCCAUUAAGUUCUUAAUUAAUGAAGACCAUCUCGGUUGUGUUUAGUAGAAACGCACCAUGUUUUAUUUUGAGAAAAAAUGAGUCGGAAUUAGUUUUGGGGUCAACUAGUGGUAAAUUUUCUCCUGUCCAAAAUUCAAAGUUGAGGGAAAAUGUUCAGAACAGGAAAAGAGAAGUUAAAAUUUUGUUCUUAACAUUGAGGUUUCAUGAAGGAAUAAAACUUUCUUUAUCUUGGUUCAAACCUGAUGUAAAAUGGUGUAUUUCUAACAAACUUGGUCCGUUCUCUAAUCCGAAAUUUAAAUGCUCUGUCGAAAGUACUUGAAAUUAUAGGCAGCGAUUCAUUUAUAUCAAAAAGCUUGACAGGGUACAACCAUGUGUUUUCUUUUUUUUUAUUUUGCCUACUCCGCAUUUUAUCUUAAAAGCAAAUGAGCAUUAGCACUUCACUGUAGGGACUCUCAUUUUAUUAUGUCAUUUUGUACUUGUUGUUGUGUUUUUUCCCCCUCAUUCUAUUUUUGAAUCAGCCCAUAUCCAGAAACUAUAUUUAUGAAUGAGAUGGUCAAACCACCUCACUUUUAAUUUGUAUCAAAUGAAUUAUUACUGCUGUGGUCCCUGCUUUUAAAAAUUAGAUUUUACUGCCAACGGUCUUCACAAAUUUUCUCAUGUUUCCUAGGUGGAGUUUACCAAGCGAUCAACUGGACUGAGUUUAUCAGAAGCGUAUGACGCAUUUUGGAAAAAAAAAGGAGAGUAGGGAGCAGUUUUGGAUUUAACUAUUUGUAAAUUUUCUCCUGGCAAAAAAUUAAAGUCUAUAAAAAUAUUUUGAACGGGAAAAUAUGAAGUCCUUGAACUUUGUCCUUAACAUUAAUUCCUACGGGGGAAUGAAAUUUUACCCUUUUUCUUAGUUCAAAUUUGAUGCCACUUUGCCACUUUGCACGGGGCCUGUUAGACUCAGUCCAAAUGAUGGAUCUGAAUGGUGGAGUAGGCUUCACUUUCAAGAGUUAAGUCCAUUGUAAAAAUCCUCUUGGUAUCAUUGAGUUACAUAUAUUUCUGACUGAAAGUAGGAGCCAACUUGUCCAGGACCAUUGUUCUUCAUGCUAUUCAUUUGAACAUGUCAUAUUUUCACAUUUAUUUCUUUUUAUUUAUUUAUUUAUUUUUUUUGGCAACAAAGUCAUUAGCAUGCUUCAUACUAACUUACCUUCUCGUAUUCGCUGCCAGAGUGCCAGGAAAACAUGCAAAAAAAAGGACAACUCUAGGUGAAAAAUUGAAUUAACUGAACGAGAGUCAACAAUUUUUCUGAACAAAAGUUUGCAAGGAGUUUUUGAUCAGUUUGCCGUUAGUUUGCUUAUGUUAGACUCUUGAUUUUAGCUUACUGAGUCGGAUAUGGUACCACCAGGACCAUUUUCGUAUCAGGCUCAUGAGCCCUACCUGGCAAGCUCGAGUGACUGAAUUUUUUUUCAGAACAAUGGCAGCAUUCGCUCUCUGUAUUCGCAUGCUUUGAAUAAUUAUAGCUUGAGGUUGCAAUUUGCACCAAAAUUAUGCUUUUUACUCUUAUCCUAAUGAUGUCUCUCAGAAUGAUGAGUUGCCAUUCUAAAAUUCUGAAUUUCAAUGGAAAUUGGAUCUAAAAGCUCAAAUAGUGUUUUUUUCUCUUAAUGAGAUUUCGGGACAAAUGGUUAUUGUCUUUGUCUAUCAUGCUAAUUCGCCCUGUUAGAUUUUUGUUAUGUUGCUAUUUACCUGUCAGUUCGUUGCCUUAAGUUUUUCAUUGUAUUUACUGUUGAACCUGUAGUUGUGUAUGAGUAAAGGAAUUAAUAAAUAUGAAAAGGUUCAAAUUUUGAAUAAAUCAUAUAAUCUUA
Molecule: messenger RNA, 7982 nt
Organism: Bemisia tabaci
Lineage: Eukaryota; Metazoa; Arthropoda; Insecta; Hemiptera; Aleyrodidae
Source: RefSeq, a predicted model, not a curated record